This is a messenger RNA of Leishmania braziliensis MHOM/BR/75/M2904, 2613 nucleotides long. RefSeq names its product putative leucine-rich repeat protein. Bases 1 to 2613 code for a protein of 870 amino acids. Lineage: Eukaryota; Euglenozoa; Kinetoplastea; Trypanosomatida; Trypanosomatidae. Gene Ontology annotation, molecular function: protein binding. The transcript has a single exon. The record is from RefSeq and is a predicted model, not a curated record.
AUGUUCAACUCGGCCCAUGCGGUGCUGGAUUUCUCUUUUGCCCCUGGCAGAGAUCGAGAUCUGUCCGAUCUGCCGUUCGAGGCAAGAAUGUUGCAGGAUCUGGCGGCAGAGGAGGUGCGCGAGCUGAACGUGACGCAUGCGCAGGUACUCAGCCUCACCUCUGCCCCCGGUGCCCUCAUCAACGAUGUGCUGCAACACGUCACGGUGCUACGCGCAGCGCACAACAGCAUUAGCAGCCUUCACGGGAUCGAGGCGUUUUGUGCGCUGGAGGUACUUGACCUCCGCCACAACCGCCUUCGGGUUGUGGAUGCACAUGCGGCAUCGCUACUCAGGACGCUGAAGCAGCUGCGCAGUGUAGACUUCUCUUAUAACAACAUGAGCCUGUUUGAUCUGGACGGCUCUGUCGGUGCGCCGUCCUCCAGGGCCACCGGACUAGGCGCAGGUGCGGCGCCGUCGUCUUCAAGGAGCGGCUCUGGGAAUGGCAGUGGCCGCCUCUCCCUCUCCCUUGUCGACCCAUCCGACAGUUUGCUCUCUUUGACUACCAUGAACUUAUCUCACAACGCGUUCAUUGACCUCCCAAGCCUGCGCAGUACGCCGUGCCUGCAGGUGCUGAACAUGAGCCACAAUAGGCUAGAUGCCCUCGUCGACUUCGACAUGCGUCUGCCGCUUCUCUCGCUGCACUCGCUGGCGCUGCACUCGAAUCAGCUGCGAACUGCCACAUCGCUGGUGCCCUUGUGUGCCCUGGCGGCCACGCUCAAACACGUGCAGGUCUUUCGCAAUCCUUUCACGCUUAUGCAAAGUAGAUCCAAGGCCGCUGUUGGCACCAUCACCAGCAGCGGACCCGCCCAUCAGUCGGGAGGUGCGCUGGAUGAGUCGAUGUGGUGGCGCCCCUUCUUGCUGUGGCUCUGCCCGCUGCUUGUCACUGUUGACCAGGUGGAAUUUACGGCGGGCGAGCGGCGAGUGGCGGGCGUCAUGCUGUUCCGCGAGAACGGCUUACUCUCCAGGUCACGCUUGGAGUAUAUGAACCCGCAGCGGAAGGACGACCUGGAGGCGUACCUGCGGCGCAAGAGCGAGUCCAUCAUGCCUCCGCACGACGCAAUGACGAUCAUAGACAACAUUGAGCGGCAGGAGAAGUUGCAGGAGUGCUCGCGUGGCGUGCGGGAGAGCGACACUGGCGAGGUAGGACAGAUGGUGCUGCCCAUCUCUCGCAUGAACCCCCCUCGGAUUCGUGAGGCGGCGCCACCGCACCGCCUCACUAACGGCAUCCUGACCACAUCACCGAGCACGUACCAUGAUCCCUUGGCGCCGGACGUAGUCGAGCCAUCCACGGCAGAGACGACGUGGGUGGCGCAGUCUUCGCCCGGAGCAGGUGAUGCGACGAACCGAUCCUUGUCUGGCGGUCGUGUUGUGAUGUUUACUGGGGAGACACCGCUUUGCAUGAGUCCCCACCCCAACGCCGUGCUGGCCCCAAACCACAGCCACCAACGUGCACCGCCCGCCUCCAUGACGAGCUUCGUGCGCGCAGUGCAAAGGAAACUGCGGUCAUUGGAGGAGGUAGUGGCGGUGCUGUGGCGCGCUGACCUGUCGCGGCGCAUUGCGGCCGCCAUUGUUAUUCAGCGCUACAUGCGAGGUGCGUUGGCGCGCAUGCACCUGUCCGAGGAGGAGGCAGAGUGCUGUCGCUUCAUUCGAUACCAGCUUCAACAGACGACUGUUGCGCAGGCAGCGCAUGGGGUCAGCAGAAGAGCAGCACAUGUGGGCGCCCGUGACGCUGGCGGCGCCAGCAGUGAUAGCGUGGCGACGAGGAGCGCGAACCAGCGUCACUCGUUGUUGGAGCCGGCCGAAGACACCUGCUCAAACAUGCAGGAGAUUCUCAUCUCCAUGCGUAGCCUACAGGAGGUGAUGAGUAAUAUGUGGGUCGAUCUCGAGGAGUAUCGCGCGAUGGCGGACCGUGAGCAGCGGCGCGCUGCUGUUUUUAUUCAGCGACACUACCGCGGCUAUCGCGCACGCUGUGAGUACGGGAGAGUUUUGAAGCAUCGCCGUUCAUCGCCACCACCUGCGUCGUCGUGCACCACUGCAUGUCAGUGCGCUUCAGAAACCGCUUCUCUGCAGCAGGUGGUGAGUGAGCUGCGUAGCGAGGUGCGGGAGCUACGUGAGCUUCUCCAGCAGAAAACGCACCAACAACGACUGGCCACUUGCGGCGACCCGGAGAAGGCCAUAGACGAAAUUGUUCGCAAAUACGAGCAGCGAAGCAGUGCGGCUCAACAAGCUGAGCCGACGGACCCCCCGAACCUGCACGAUGACACCCAACCUUCCAGUGCCAUGCCAAGCUUCACCGAGCCAGCAGUUGACGUCGGCGCGUCACAGGAGAAGGCGGCGACUGUCAUUGCCCAGGAUCAAGGCCUGCUGAUGAAGGGCAACAGCUACGAGGAGGGCGCCGUGAGGGUGUCGAAGAACAUGCCACACUUCACCGAGCAGACUUCUUCGCUCGACAGCAUGUCUCAGAAACGAGAAUAUGCGCCGGGCCAGCCGACGCUUAUCACAAAGCCACGGCCAAGGCUGGAGAGCAUGGAGAACUCUAGGCAAGCUCGAAAUGAGUGCGUGAAGCUGGAUUGA